AAAAGCCUGAAAAGAAAACUCUUUGCAAACCCUUAAAACUCACCCAUUUGGAGCAAUGGCAAAAGGCAGCAACAAGCUAACGAAGCUCUUGUCAGUUUUAAAGAACCUUAACUCAUUCAACAACAAGCAAAGCCGCUCCCCGGCGCCGAAAGCCGCGGUGGCAGCUUCCAGCAUCAUCUACAACAACGAAGAAUCAUCCGCCAAUCUCCACCCUGUCUAUGUAGGGAAAUCCCGGAGACGGUACCUCAUUAGCUCCAACAUUAUCGACAACCUUCUGUUCCGCGAACUCAUGGAACGUUCGUCGGGCGAGAACGACAGCGCCGUCAUCAACGUUUCGUGCGAGGUCGUCUUGUUCGAACACUUGCUUUGGAUGCUCGAAAAUGCUGACCCUCAACCGGAGUCUUUGGAAGAGCUCGUCGAGUUUUACGCUUGUUGAUUGUUUCGUCUUGAUCGUAAGUUGUACAUUAAUCAUAUAGUAAUGAUACGGUUAUAGCGCGAUGUUAGA
Molecule: messenger RNA, 505 nt
Organism: Hibiscus syriacus
Lineage: Eukaryota; Viridiplantae; Streptophyta; Magnoliopsida; Malvales; Malvaceae
Product: auxin-responsive protein SAUR76-like
Exons: 1
Coding region: 56-436 (126 amino acids)
Biological process (GO): response to auxin
Source: RefSeq, a predicted model, not a curated record